This is a messenger RNA of Podarcis lilfordi (Lilford's wall lizard), 5337 nucleotides long. The record is from the annotation of a GenBank genome assembly. NCBI's taxonomy places the organism in Eukaryota, Metazoa, Chordata, Lepidosauria, Squamata, Lacertidae.
AUGGGGCUGCUGGAGCUUUGCCGCGGGGCCUUCGGCGCCGCCGACCUGUACCAGGUGCUGGGCGUGAGGCGCGAGGCUUCGGCCGACGAGAUCCGCCGCGGCUACCACAAGGUCUCACUGCGGGUGCACCCGGACCGCGCCGACCCGGACGGGAAGGAGGCGGCCACCCGGCAUUUCCAGGUGAGGGGAGGCGCCGGGAAACCUGCCUCGGACUCGCCGGAUGGAGGUUCUCCUUUCCCCGUCCUCAGCAGGCAGGAAUCAAACCGGGGAAGUUCUGCGAGUUGGUUAGCCGCGGGACCCGGGUUCAAAUCCUGCUCUGACUCGCUUGGCCCCAAGCUCGACUUCAUCAUAAUAUAAUACAGUAAUAAUAAUUUAUUAUUCAUACCCCGCCCAUCUGGCUGGGUUUCCCUACCCACUCUGGGCGGCUCCCAACAGAAUAUUAAAAACACCAUCAAACAUUAGAAACUUCCCUAAACUUCAGGUGCCUUCUAAAAGUCAGGUAGUGACAUAGGCCACUUGCACCCUCCGCCUCAUUUUGCAAAAUUGUGUACCGCCCUGGGUUCCUAGGGUGGAAAUGCGACCAAAGUGGGAUCCACCAAAUAAUAAGAAUAAUUUUUUUAUAUAUAAUAAUAAUGAUGGUGGUGGUGAUGAUCUUAUUAUUUGUACUGCACAGAUCUGAUUGGGUCACUCCAGCCACUCUAGCAUCUUCCAGUACAGUGGUACCUCAGGUUACAUAUGCUUCAGGUUACAUACACUUCACGUUACAGACUACUUCAGGUUACAUACACUUCACUAACCCAGAAAUAGUACCCCAGGUUAAGAACUUUGCUUCAGGAUGAGAACAGAAAUUGCACAGCAGCAGGAGGCCCCAUUAGCUAAAGUGGUACCUCAGGUUAAGAACAGUUUCAGGUUAAGAACAGACCUCCAGAACGAAUUAAGUACGUAACCAGAGGUACCACUGUAUAUAAUUUCAUCCAUAGAUCUCAGGCCGGUUCACAGCUUAAGAUAAAAAACAAAAAAUGUUUUUAAAAAACGAGAACAAAGCACAGCUCCAUGAGGGUCCUCUUGUUCUAGGCAGGCCUGCAAUAGGAGCCCUGCCCUUCCUUGGCCCCAGUAGUCCACCUGCCUGCCUCCUUGCUUACAACCAGUCCAGGGGCUGGUUCUGCCUGUCAACUUCCUCCUCAGCAGGGAGGAGAAUGGGACAAAACUAGAAAGAGUUGCCUCUGCCUGCCCCCACCUACUGUUGGUGUCCCUGCCUUCCACCCUAUCAGUCUCAAAUGGCAUCGAUUAACAAGCGUAAUUUACAAGCGUAUAUCUACAUACUUAAGAAGUCCCCCUCCCCAACUUGUGUCUUUAUUGAUGGGAUGGGUGUUCUGCUUCCAGUCUGAGAAACCACUUCACCUUCGUGUUUAGAGGGGGAGCGUAGAACCUGCCACAUUGUGUUGCAGUGCUCCAGUUCAGGCCUGGUGGGAAAUGCAUGAGCCAAGAGGACCAUUUCUCCCUUUUUUCCAGCCCAUGCCCUGCUCUGUGGCCUAGCACAAGAUGGGUGAGGAUUGGGCACACUGCUAAUUCUGAACCUGAGUAUUUUAUAGCUAUAUAACAGGGGUGGGGUGGUUAAUGGUUAUGCAUGGUAGAAAAGGGAAAGGUUUACCCAGUGGUAUUAUUCUAGAAAAAGAGGAGCCGGAACUCACCACAAACGCCUCCAUUUUUCUAGCAAUUGUGCAAAUCCUGAGAAGUGCUGGAACAUCCUGUGUUUGCCUUUUCUUUGAAAAUUUGGAUGUAUGGCAGCUCAUGUCGGAAGUAUAGAUUUUGGCAAAUUCCCUUAAAAACACCUCAAAAACUUACUUAUUUUCUUGAGAUUUUGCAGAAAAAGCUCAACAACUUUUGUGUCUGGAUUUUCACUUUUUGAAAUAUGGCAGCCUUACUUCAACCUAAAUCCCACUUACUAUAAGCUGUUAGGCCUUGAUAAGUCCAGUUUCCUCUUGUGUCCUACCAGUUUUGGUUCUCUCUAAUGUUUGGUGUUAUUUUGGGGUUUUAUAAUUUUACCCUUCUGUUUGCCUACGGAGUCCCUCGAGUAUGUUGAAACCACUGUACAAUUUUGGGGUAGUCCCAUUUUGUUUGUAAACUUACUGGCACCCAACUACUUGGAAAUUCCACUGUUAGAGGGAAUGCUAACAUAACCUGAAUAAGAAAGAAGCCAGUUGUGAGGCAAGUGGGAUGGCAUGGGUUGUGUCUUACUGGAGUAGUGAGGUGGUUUGUCUUGUCUCCUCUUAGAUCCUGGGCAAGGUGUAUGCAGUACUGAGUGACCAGGAACUGCGGGCUCUGUAUGACCAGCAGGGGAUUGUGGAUGAGGAGUCAACUGUGCUGACUCAGGACCGCAACUGGGAAGAAUACUGGAGGCUGCUGUUCAAAAAAGUAGGUAGUCUUCUUCAAUGUGAUGAUGGUCCUUAUCUCACAACUGGAAUGAUAAUAUCUGUAAAGAAAGUGCUAUUUCUUUUACCUGUAGGGCAAAUGUAACUUCUAUGGGACUUUUGCCCUCAUCCCCUUUAUUUUAUUUUCAUCUGCGGGAUGGGUUGUUAUUUGUGAUGCCAAAUUUUUCUCUGGCUGCAAAAAUCAAUUUUUGCAAACCUGAACCUUAUGUGAUUUUUUUUGUGUAAUAUCAAAAUACGACAUUCUGUUUUCACAGCUCAAGAAGUUCAGUGCCCUUUCAUUAUUUCUUUAAUUCCUGGAUAAAUUUCCUUAAUGCUGUUGUAGUAAAUGGAGUGCAGCUAAAAAAAUUUUGGAGAUGGCAUGGCAAGGAAUGAUAGCUCUGAAAUGCUUUAGUGCUGAAAUAUCCUUUCAAGUUUGUACACCAUGAAAUACUGAAGGGUGGACCUAUUCAAAUCAAUACACUUGAGUUAGUCAAGCCCAUCGAUUUCCCUAGGUCUAAGUAUGACUUAUGGAUCCUUAAUCCCCCACCCCCAUUUGCAGGCCAACUUUGACAGGUGGGCAGGACCCUUUGGGUGUCAAUGACAAGUGGCUGACACCUGCCAAAGUUCAAAGGAGCUCAUUGUAACCAGAUUGAUGGUUUUGGAGAUGUUCUUUCAGCGCCAGUCUGAUGAUUGGUGCUGGGAGCUUGCCUUCGAAGGGGCUCCCAGUACCCACCGAUCAGCAAUUACAGGGAGCCCCCUUGAAGACCAAUUGGAGAAAGCAGAUUGGAUUCAAGCUAUUUUCUCCAAAUGAAGCAUGUUUCCUCUGCAGAUGAAUACAACCUGUGUGUGUCCCAAUCUGCUUCAUCUUGCUUUGCCUCGCUUUGGAUACACUUCCUUCCAUUAAAAAGGCCCUGUACAGAUGAACUUGAAUUACAGAAAAGUAAAAUUUUGAAGUAACAAUGAAUUUGGGAUGGAAAAGUGUGUGUGUGUGUAACUUGAGUGUGGUAAAAAGGAUUGUCGUUCAUGGAAUUCAACUCUUUUUGUUGUUGUUUUAAAAUUAGAUAACGGUAAAAGACAUUGAAGACUUUGAGAAGAAGUACAAAGGUUCUGCAGAAGAGCUGGUGGACAUUAAAGCAGCAUAUGAGGAUUUUAAAGGCGAUAUGGACAAAAUUAUGGAAUCCGUACUGUGUGUUGAUUAUACAGAUGAGCCGAGAAUAAGAGAGAUUAUCCAACAUGCCAUUGAUUCUGGAGAACUUCCAUCUUACAAAGCCUUUACAAAAGAGUCUAAGCAAAAGAUGAAUUCAAGAAAAAGGAAGGUAGGUUUGCAAGAGGCAAAAGACUGUGACAAAAUGUGUAAUUCUUACCAUCAACUAGAGUUAUGAAUGUUUCACUGUCCGUAAACAUAUUUCCUAUUUCACGUAAUGUACAUUUUCAAAUGUAACAUCCUUUCAGUGGUUGAACCAGUGCUUGAGUUGCAGAGAGAACACAGCCUGUUUUCUUCAGCUACUGGUUUCUGGAAGUUUUAUGAAGGGGAAACCACCCCCAUCCCCCAUUUCAACCCAGUUCUUUGAGAGAAGAGAAAGCCUGUAUUUCUUUAUCUUGAUGCAUUGAGUGAACACGCCAAAUUCAGAACAUCCUUAUGGAACAGAAUCCUAUUGGUUUUUGAUCCUUCUUUUAUAGUAGCUAGGUAUUAAAUGAGUAUCAUCUAGGAUUUUAUGAUAUACUCCCAUUUAUUUACUAUUUAUGAUGUGGUAAUAAUCCUUUAAUGUAAAACACUAGAAUCUACCUACAAUGCAGCAAAACAUUUGCUGGCCUUUCUUCUCUCUGGGACUCAUAAGCAAAUUUUCCUAACAUUGCUCAAGCCAUCCUGCAAAUUUGUUGAAAAUGGCCGGGUAGAAAUGCUUACAAUAUAAUAUUAACAAAUAAAUUGCUUGCUGCUGCAGUAGGUUAAGAAAAUUUAGCAUUCGCUUCAACAACUGUGUCAUUGUUUCAGGCUCGACAAGAAGCUAAAGAGGCAGAAAAAUCCAGAGAAGAACUGGGUCUUGGUGAAGGGGAAGAUGACCUAAAAGCACUAAUUCAAGUAAGAGUGGAGUAAGCUACAAAUCAUUCUAACAAGUUAGAUAGCAUUACCUUUUGUUAGGUUAGAGGCAGCCUUUAACUCUAAAUGAUUUAAGCCUCCAGCAUUGCAGAGCUAAUUUUAAUGUUCAGGAUAGCAAAAAGCAGUGAGGUCCCCUUGGGAUUUUUUUUUACAGAGACUAGUGUUAUUUAAUUUAUUCCAAAAUGAUCAGGAGUCGCAGGUGAGCAAUGAGACAGCCAGAUUUACAGAUGACACUAAAUUGUUCAUGAUAGUGGUAUCCAAAGGCGACAGAACUGCAAGUGAGAUUUAGUGUGUAUAAUAAGUUGUAAAGUGAUGCAUGUUGGGACAAAAUAAUAACAACUGUAAUUUCACAUACACGCUGAUGAGGUUUGAAUAGGGCUGUGACUAAGGGGUUGAAUAUUUAAGGGAAUUUGCGCAUCAAGGAGAGGCAAUGUGUGAUCUGAUUUCUUCAUCAUAGUUAACUGCCAGCCAACAGUUGUCCUUAGAGUUGCAUUUUUAAAUAGUUCGUCUUGAACAGUAUUAUUCAUACUUCACAACAAUCUGAUCUCUUUCAAAUAUUCUGCAGAUACACUAUUUUAAAAUAUUAAUAUAUAUUUUCUUAUGUAUACCACCUUAUUAGUAACUUGAAUAAAUGCCAAACCUUUUGUAGUCAAAACAUGAGAAAUACUUGUAAGCUCGUUUAACCAUCUUGUUUUUGUCAUUUAACAGAGCAAAAAUGAGAAUCGAAAAAAGGAAAUGGAUGGUUUUCUGGCUCAGAUGGAAGCAAAGUAUGGAACCAAAUCCAAAAAAGGAGGAAAGAAAACAGCACCCAAGAAAGGAAUGAAAUGA